AAAAUUUAGUUCAUUUAUUUAUUGCAGCAGAAAUUAAAAGCGCAGCUUGUAAAUUUCUUAUAAAAGGUUUAUUAAACUGUAUUUAUUAAUAAAUUAAAAUGUUUUGUUGCUUGCGUACAUGUUUCAAUCAAAAUAUGAGGAAAACAGGUUCCUCCUCAAACAGUAAAAUUCGUGAACCAGACAUAUAUCUCGAUUCAUCGUUUGCGGGCCCUGAUGUUAUAUUAUUGUCAAGACAGCUGCGCAUUACUGGCUCUGGUGGCGCUUUGGCCACUGCACCACUUGUACAAUCCAAAUCUUACUUCGAAAUAAAAAUACAACAGGGUGGCAGUUGGUCGGUCGGUUUAGCAACGCGUCAGGCAGAUUUAACGAAAAAGCUUGGUGGCUGUGAUAAGGAAUCGUGGUGUCUUUGUUCAGAUAAUGCAACACGUCACAACGAUGAAACUUUCCAUCCAGUAGUAGUGACCACACAAGAACCGAUAAGCAAUGGCAAUAGCAUUAUUAAGGAUUCUGCAGCGGCAGCAGGCCUCAUUGGCAUUGAAGAUGUACCUGAAGAUAAUUUACUUGGAGAUUCUCUUACUGUUAGUAGUAACUGCGAUGAUAGCCUUAUUGCACAACCGCAACAUAAUUUCCCCGAUGAAGGUGAUAUCAUUGGAGUAGCAUUCGACCAUAUAGAAUUAAAUUUCUAUUUUAAUGGUAAAAAUUUGGAAGUGCCGUUUCGUAAUGUCAAGGGCGCCGUGUAUCCGGUUAUAUUCGUGGGUAAUGGUGCUAUUGUGGACAUUAUUUUGGACAACUUUCACUACGGUGCGCCGCCGGGUUUUGAAAAGAUUAUGCUUGAACAAUCUCUGCUCUAAACAUAACUGAUUUGAAGACUUCUACGUUUCAUGUAAUUACCGUGUGCUAUUAAAGUAAAGCAGCCGUCAUAUUGUAUUAUACAUUAAAUUGUUAAAUCAAGUAUAAUUUAUUAACAUGUAAAUAUGACCUAUGACCUCUCGUAUUAUUACUGAAACGAACACAUUAAUUCUUACUCUAUAUUAUGUACUAGUCAAUGACCAUUUCCAAGUAUUAAACUAUCUAAUCUGCAUUUCGUCACAAAAAUAGUGAGAUUAUAUAAGAUUAAAAAAAAAAAACUUUACUUAUUAGUUCUAUUAGACUUCUAUAAAAAGACUAUUUGUAUUUAUUUUAUAUAUGCUAUGUACUUUUUACACACAUAUUUUUUGUAAUACUAUAAAAUUGCUUUAUGCUAAGAUAAUAAUGUUAAGCAAAUAUUGUUAAAAUAGUUACAAUAAAUAUAAUUAAGCUUAUGAAAUUAUACAAAUAUUAAGUAUAACACAUUUUGCUUGCACUAUAAAUAAUCUUACUACCCAUUACUUAUACAAUACAUUGGAUUAUUAUGUGAAAAUAUAUCCAAUUAGAAACAACAAAUCUAAUAUUCGUAUGGAUCCUAACCUAAAAUGUCUGCGAAAAAUAAUAUUGAAGUUACAAAUAUACGAAUGGGUCACUUAAAAUAACUGUAAUGAUAAUAUAAAGAAUUAUGUUUGUAUGUAUAUAUUCUUCAGAUGUUAAUAAUAAACAGAUAUUUUGAUGUAAGUUCAA
Molecule: messenger RNA, 1593 nt
Organism: Zeugodacus cucurbitae (melon fly)
Lineage: Eukaryota; Metazoa; Arthropoda; Insecta; Diptera; Tephritidae
Product: SPRY domain-containing protein 7
Exons: 4
Coding region: 99-851 (250 amino acids)
Molecular function (GO): protein binding
Source: RefSeq, a predicted model, not a curated record